Molecule: messenger RNA, 993 nt
Organism: Terrapene triunguis (Three-toed box turtle)
Lineage: Eukaryota; Metazoa; Chordata; Testudines; Emydidae
Gene: RENBP
Product: renin binding protein
Exons: 5
Biological process (GO): N-acetylmannosamine metabolic process; N-acetylglucosamine metabolic process; carbohydrate metabolic process
Molecular function (GO): N-acylglucosamine 2-epimerase activity; peptidase inhibitor activity
Source: RefSeq, a predicted model, not a curated record
CGGGAGCCAGGAUGCCUGGGUCCUUUUCCCCGUGGGCUGUGGAGGGGGGAGCCAGGACGCCUGGGUCCUUUCCCUGCAGGUGGGGAGUUCCUGCUGCGCUGCGCCCGCGUGGGGCCGGGGUCCCCCAAAGCCGCCUUCGCGCUGAGCCGGGACGGGCGCCCCACCAAAGUCCAGCGCAGCAUCUUCAGCGAGUGCUUCUGCGCCCUGGGGCUGGACGAGCUGGGGCGCGCCACGGGGGAGCCCCGCUACCAGCGGGAGGCGCGGGUGCUGCUGGAGGCGGUCGUGCGCUGGGUGCGGGAGGACCCGACGGAGCUGGGACGCCCCCUGCUGGCCGGCGCGACGCCCCACGAGCCGCUGGCCGUGCCCAUGAUGCUGCUGUGCCUGGCUGAGCAGCUGGGGGACGGCGCCGGGGGGCCCCUGGCCGAGCUGGAGGGGUGGUGCGCCCAGCACCUCCUCCGCCACCUGCAGAGGGACGGCAGCGCCGUGCUGGAGAACGUCGCGGAGGACGGGAAGGAGCUGCCAGGCUGCCUGGGGAGACAACAGAACCCGGGCCACGCGAUUGAGGCCGGCUGGUUCCUGCUCCGAUACGCCCAGCGGCAGGGAGACGCGGCGCUGGCCGCUCAGGCCAUCGAGGGGUUCAUGGUGCGGCCGUUCCAGGCGGGCUGGGACCCCGAGCACGGGGGGCUCUUUGCCUUCCAGGAUGUGGACGGGCUCUGCCCCACACAGCUGGAGUGGAGCAUGAAGCUGUGGUGGCCCCAUGCUGAGGCCAUGGUGGCGUUUCUCAUGGCCUACGCCCACAGCCGCGAGCCUGCCCUGCUCCGCCUCUUCCACCAGGUGGCCGAGUACACCUUCGAGCGGGUGAGUGCGGGCCCCGGACGCCUGGGUUCUCGGGGGGCGGGGGGCAGGAGCCCGGACGCCUGGGUUCCAUGCCAGGGCUCUGCUAGAGACGGCAGGUCUCACACGAGCCCUGGGGCAGAGGGAUCGGGGGUACAG